AAAGAUAAUACGAAGAAAGAAAACAAUAUUCCGUGUCCCAUUUGUGUUUUCCAACUUACGAUUUUUUACUUACCACAGCCCCUCAGCCACUGGCGCUCCUUUGUUUUGGCCGGAGAGUCGCAUCCUCACCAACAUAUGCUUAACCACCAGGUCUCAGUUUCACGAGUUACAGAAUAUAGUCUUUACAUUUUACAGUCGGCGCAGCAGAAGCCAAGAUAUCAUCUGAAAACUCAAAACCACCUUAAAAAGCCCUGGAAUAUAUCCAUGGCAAAGAAUGCAUCCUCUUCAAUUUCGCCAUCGAAUUGCACUGAGAGUGCCACUAAACAAACUGAGACCCUGAAAUCCUUGUUCGAUCCUCACAGUAUUGACCCACAUUUGCUUCAGAAAAUAGAGUAUGAUGCACUGGUUUGGAGUUCUCUUCAUGGGCUGCUUGUUGGAGACAGGGCUUCGGAGAACUCAGGAAAGAUUCCUGGUGUCGGCCUAAUUCAUGCACCAAUAUCCUUGCUGCCUACACCGUUUCCUGAAAGUCACUGGAAACAAGCUUGCGAAGUAGCUCCAAUAUUCAACGAACUGGUUGAUCGUGUGAGCUUGAAUUCAGAAUUCCUGCAGGAAUCCCUCUCGAGAACCAAAAGGGUUGAUGCUUUUACAGCUAGACUCCUAGAUAUUCAUGCCAAGAUUCUAGAUAUGAACAAGAGAGAGGAAAUACGCCUAGGACUACAUCGCUCAGACUAUAUGCUGGAUGAACAAACUAAUUCACUUCUUCAAAUAGAGCUCAAUACAAUUUCUUCUUCAUUUCCUGGACUGAGUUGCCUUGUUAGUGAGCUUCACAGGAGCUUGCUUCAUCAAUACAAACAGCACCUUGCUUUAGAUCCACUACGGAUUCCCCAAAAUAAUGCUGUUGGUUUGUUUGCUGAAACACUCUACAGAGCAUGGGCCGAAUACAAUAACCCGAGGGCUGUGGUGGUGAUUGUUGUUCAAACUGAAGAACGAAACAUAAGCAUAAGAAGGACCUUGGCAGAGAUUGAUGCACAAGGGGAGAUUUUACCCGACGGAUCACUUAUUGUGGACGGUGAAGCUGUUGCUGUGGUUUACUUCCGAGCUGGAUAUGCACCAACAGAUUAUCCCUCAGAAUCAGAAUGGAGUGCUAGGCUAUUGAUUGAGCAGUCGAGUGCAAUCAAAUGCCCCUCAAUUUCCUAUCAUUUAGCUGGCACCAAGAAGAUUCAACAAGAGCUAGCAAAACCCAAUCAACUUGAAAGAUUUCUCGAAAACAAAGAUGAUAUUGCUAAGGUGCGUAAAUGCUUUGCCGGUUUAUGGAGUUUGGAUGACUCAAGCAUAAUCAAGGAUGCAAUUGAGAAUCCUGGAUUGUACGUCAUGAAGCCUCAAAGAGAGGGAGGAGGGAACAAUAUCUAUGGUGAAGAUGUGAGGCUCUCGUUGCAAAGAAUGGAGAAGGAAGGCAUGGAAGAAAAUGCAGCAGCUUACAUUCUCAUGCAGAGAAUCUUUCCGGUAAUUUCACGUGCAGUUCUGAUGCGGAACGGGAUUUCUCACAAAGAACAUGUUAUAUCAGAACUUGGGAUAUAUGGCACCUACUUGAGGAACAAGACAGAUGUGAUCGUGAAUGACCAUUCCGGUUAUUUGAUGCGGACUAAGGUCUCUUCUUCAAAUGAAGGCGGGGUUGCAGCUGGGUUUGCUGUUUUAGACAGCGUGUAUUUAGUUUAAUUACUGAAAUUCUGUGCCUCCGCGGAUUAUCUUUGUAAGCAACCCUGAUAUUCAUUUGUGACUUUUCGAGUUCAAUGAAGGAAAUAAAAGAGUAUUAAACUGGGACUUUUCGAGUAAGAUAAAGUAAAAGAAUAUUAAACUGGUGGCAUAUUUUUUAGUAAUGUAAAGGAAAAUGAAGCCUAAUUGAAUUAAGGAUUGUGUGCCUUCUUUUCAGUGUUGUAUUAUUCCACCUGGAAAUGUUUUCCAACUUCAGUAUAUCUGGUUGAGUGACAAGGUUAUUGCUUUGUUUAAACGAAAUGGAAGUAAUGAGUUGUUAAGC
Molecule: messenger RNA, 2035 nt
Organism: Striga asiatica
Lineage: Eukaryota; Viridiplantae; Streptophyta; Magnoliopsida; Lamiales; Orobanchaceae
Source: the annotation of a GenBank genome assembly